Chlamydomonas reinhardtii is the source of this 2619-nucleotide messenger RNA. RefSeq lists its product as uncharacterized. The transcript has 13 exons. The record is from RefSeq and is a predicted model, not a curated record. Gene Ontology annotation, biological process: sterol metabolic process. Lineage: Eukaryota; Viridiplantae; Chlorophyta; Chlorophyceae; Chlamydomonadales; Chlamydomonadaceae. Gene Ontology annotation, molecular function: iron ion binding; oxidoreductase activity, acting on paired donors, with incorporation or reduction of molecular oxygen; monooxygenase activity. The coding region runs from base 120 to 1676 and encodes 518 amino acids.
UAAUAGUAAUAGUGCGUAAUUCCUGGACUUCCGCGCGGGGCUAGUAACUUGUCGCCAACUGUCGCGGAGCCUCCAACCAAAGUCAAAGCACCUGAGCUUUACUCCUAUCAGUAGAAACGAUGGAUUUAACCAAGAUUCAUGAGGACCCGAUAGGGCUACUGCUGGCAAUGAUCGCUGGCGCGCUGGUUGCUUUCUUUCUCCUAGCGCGCAAGGAGAAGCGGCCGCUGGGCCCCAUGUUUACGCUGCCUAUCCUUGGUGAUACGGUUGCACUUGCGCUUAGCGAACAAAGUCGGUUCAUGUUUUCUCGGUACAAGAAGUACGGCAGCGUGUUCCGCCUGAACCUGCUGGGCAAGCACAUGUACAUCCUGUCCGACCUGGAGGCGCUGCGCGGGCCGUACCGCGACGAGGGUGCCAUACCCGAGGUCCCUUUCCCCACCUUCAAGCUGCUCAUGGGAGAUUUCAACGUGGCGGGCGGCGGCAAGCACAUUCACGGACCCUGGCGCAAGGCCUCGCUGGCGGCGCUUGGACCCGCGGGGCUGCAGUCCAUGUUCCCGCCCGUGCUGCGUGUGAUGCAAAGCCACCUGUCGGAGUGGGAGGCGGCGGGGCGCGUGGAGGUCUUCCAGUCGGCGCGGCGCAUGGGUCUGGAGCUGGCAGUGGACGUGGUGGCAGACGUGGAGCUGUCGCCGGCGGUGGACCGGGCCUGGUUCAAACAGCAGGCGGAGACGUGGCUGUACGGCAUGUGGGGUCUGCCGGUGCCGCUGCCGGGCAGCGCGCUGGCCAAGGCACUGGCCGCGCGGAAGGUGCUGCUGCGUGUGCUGGGCCAGGAGCUGGCGGCGGACCAUGAGGACUACAAGAGCAGGUGGACGGAGCUGGGCUCCAGCGGUGCGGCCAUGGCUGACGAUCUCGUGGCUAAGGCGUCGGCGGCGCCGGGGGCGGAGGGUGCCAAGGGCUUGGGCGCGCCGCGCCUGAGCCACGUGAUUCGGCUGGGACUGUUUGGCCUGGGGGCCACGGAGGUGGAGCACUCGGCACUGGCGGUCCUUCACGCAGUCAUGGCCAGCGCCGACACCACCCGCUUCGCGCUCUUCAACACCUGGGCCCUGGUGGCGCAGAGCGCGCGCGUGCAGGAGAAGCUGUAUGAGGAGCAGCAGAAGGUGAUUGAGGAGUUCGGGCCGGAGCUGUCUUACAAGGCCGCAUCCAGCAUGCCCUACAUGGACGCGACCAUCAAGGAGUGCAUGCGGCUGCUGCCCGCCUCCGCCGGCGGGCCGCGCAAGCUGACGCAGGACCUCAAGGUCGGGGAGGUGGUGCUGCCGGCAGGCUCCUUCGUAUGGAUGUAUUCCUACCUCCUGCACUGCCUGGACCCGGUGCUGUGGGACGGCGACACCAGCGUGGACGUGCCGGCCCACAUGGACUGGCGCAACAACUUCGAGGGCGCGUUCCGGCCCGAGCGAUGGCUCAGCGAGGAGACAAAGCCGAAGUACUACUUCACGUUCGGCUACGGCAACCACUUGUGCGCCGGCAUCAACCUCGCGUACCUGGAGAUCCGCACGAUGCUGGCCCUCGUCAUUCGCAAGUAUCGGCUGCGGCUGCAGACGCCCGACAUGCUGUCUCGGGCUCGCUACUUCCCGUUUGUGGAACCCAGCCCCGGCACCGACACUGUGCUCCUAGAGGCACGGUGAGAGGCAGAUGCCUCACAACCUUUUCUGGAGCCCAUGGCUGCUAGGGACACGCUGGGGAGUCAGGGCAUGAGCAUGGGUCUUACUGACGUUAGCUGCUAAGCAUGAAUUGUUUACUGAGGACGGGACGUCAAGCGGCUGCGAAGUGCGGCGGCAUUUACAUACCGUAGCAGGUUGGGGGUCACUCGUACGGGCGGGGGAGCAGGGGCGCGGCCAGGGGAGGAGGGCACGGGAGGAGGGCACGGGAGGAAUUUAUGGGAGGAGGUCACCUGGUCACAGAGGAGGCGUAUGGCUGCAGCAGGUGCUGCCAGCCUGGCUGCUCCGCCGUGCUGCUCGUCGUUUGGUAAGGGCGCGAAGAGAGCUGAGCUCUCGUUGAGGGAGGCCAGAUGGAGCCGCUCGUCGUACGGACGGCACCGUACACAGGACGUUCGGUGGCGGCCGGCCGCCUGAUGACUGAACGGGGCGGAUGGAAGCUCAAGAGAAUAUCAGUUUGUUGGCUGUGGCAGGGAGCUUUGGACUGCGUCUCUGUUGUAUGCAUAUGCGUGUCUCCAGUUGCGCGUGUGGGCGCAAACAUAGGAGGCUUCUCAUGCGUCUGUGUGAACACAAAGGGCCGCGUUGUGCCCCACAGUAUACAGCGAACAUGUCGUCAAGAGCAGGCAUAUAGGCGGAGACUGUUUCUUUCUUAGAGCAAAGAAUGUAUCAGACCGGCGAAGGAAGGGAAGUGACACGGCGGAGUCCGUAGAUUGUGGGCAGCGAAAGGCGCUGCACACAGCUGGACACUCCGACACUGGCAGUCUGGUACCCACCCACCCACCCAACAUAUGCAGGGGCUGGCCGGCUGGGUGCCUGGGUCCCUCAAGAAAGGAGCUUCGCAGCCUUCGCUGCAUGUGCUGGGCGUACGAAAUGGCAAGUGAGAUGCUCUACGUACGCAUUAGUUCCGCAACGC